Molecule: messenger RNA, 924 nt
Organism: Solea solea (common sole)
Lineage: Eukaryota; Metazoa; Chordata; Actinopteri; Pleuronectiformes; Soleidae
Product: odorant receptor 131-2-like
Exons: 1
Coding region: 1-924 (307 amino acids)
Biological process (GO): G protein-coupled receptor signaling pathway
Cellular component (GO): membrane
Molecular function (GO): G protein-coupled receptor activity
Source: RefSeq, a predicted model, not a curated record
AUGGCAGCCAAUGACUCUUCAGUGCGCGUGAUAGUGCGCAUGAUCAAUGACAGGAUCAUUAUAGUUCAGGUUCUCAUAUCACUUUUCCUUUGCAUCAACCUUUUGCUGAUCACAGUCUUUUUCAUGAAGGAUUUCUUCUACACAACCAUGCGCUACAUCUUCUUUGCACUGACUCUCAUGUCUGAUUGUGUGAUUUUAAUCCUGAGUAAUGUUCUGCUCCUUUUCUCUUAUUUUGAAUUCACCAUAAAUAUGUCAUUGUGUCUUAUUGUGUACGUGGCUUUGUCUUUAUACACUUUUGUCACUCCGGUGACUCUGACAGUGAUGACGCUGGAGCGCUUCGUGGCCAUUUGCAUGCCACUGCGACACGGAGAGCUGUGCUCCACACGCAGCGCUCUGCACUGCAUCCUCAUCAUUCACGGCGUCAGCUCUCUGCCCUGCGUGGUUUUCCUCUCCAUCUUCUUCGCUUCUGCGAGCCACAGGUUUUACACCAAAAGCGACAUGUGCUUUGCAGAGAAGUUCAUCUUCCACACCUGGCAGGGUCACCUUAGGUCUGCAAUAAGUCAGUUUUACUUCCUGACAAUGUGUAUCGUUAUCAUGUUCUCAUACUUUAAAAUAAUGAAGGUGGCCAGAGCUGCAUCAGGACAGAACAGGAAGUCGACAUGGAAAGGCCUCAGAACUGUGGUUCUUCAUGGCUUUCAGUUGCUCCUCUGUCUUUUCCAGCUGUGGUGUACUUUCAUUGAAGCUGCUGUGCUUCAGAUUUACCCGAUGGUCUACGUUAAUGUCAGGUACUUUAAUUACAUUAUGUUCAUUCUUUCUCCGAGGUGUUUGAGUCCUCUCAUUUAUGGCCUCAGGGAUGAAAAGUUUUUUUUUGCUCUGAGAAGCUUUGUUCUUUGUGGUUUGUAUAAGAAACAAUUGUCAAAUUAA